AUGAGUGAAUACGUUCAAUUACCUACGCCUCCGGACCUAGAUGUGGUGUCGUCUCUACAAUUCUCUAAUGUCGAUAACCAAUUGUCCGUGGCUUCGUGGGACCAAUCUUUGUUACUUUAUGAUGUAACCAAUACCCCCAGAUUACUCAAUACUUUCAAAUCCGAAACACCAAUACUUAGUAUAAACUAUGGAUUGAACUCUAACGCGACAUAUUUAGGUGGGUUGGAUGGUUCUAUACGGCAUAUUGACUAUGAAAAUAUGAAAAUCUCUACUGAUAAUGCAACAAGAACAUCAUCAGAAGGGAUUUCUCAAGGUAUUAAUAAUUUAAAGAACAUUAAAAAUAAAGAUAAUUUGAUAGUAUCAACGUCUUUUGAUGGUACAGUUCAAUACAUCGAUACCAGAAUAUAUAAACCAGUUCAUACGAAAACCUUGGAUGAUAAAAUAUUCAAAAUCGACACUACAAGUUUGAAUACCGUUAUUGGUAUGGCAAAUCGGAAAAUUGAAGUUUAUGAUAUAAGAAAUUGGGAUCAGCCUUUCCAAAUUCGUGAAAGUGGAUUGAAAUAUCAAAUCAGGGACUUGAAAUGCUUCCCCAAUGAACAAGGUUACGCCUUGUCCUCUAUCGAUGGCAGAGUAUCGAUGGAAUACUUUGAUAAUGCUCCGGAAGUUCAAGCUCAAAAAUUCGCCUUUAAAUGUCACAGACAAUCAAAUAAACAAACAAAAGAAGAUAUGGUCUACCCAGUGAACUCUCUUCUCUUCCAUCCAACGGGUAACACUCUUUUCACCGCUGGGUCCGAUGGGUAUGUUUGUCUUUGGAAUUUAGAAAGAAGAAGAAGAAUGAAACAAUACCAAAAUUUACAACAACCAGUCACUUUUCUAGACUUGAAUUACAAUAACCAACUCCUAGUAUUGUCUACAAGCGAUGAUAAUUUUAAAAAUAAACUGGAUUUGGCUACGAAAUUACCUUCAAAAUCUUCAAAAAUUUGGUUGAAACUCAAAGAAAACUAA
Molecule: messenger RNA, 1005 nt
Organism: Hyphopichia burtonii NRRL Y-1933
Lineage: Eukaryota; Fungi; Ascomycota; Pichiomycetes; Serinales; Debaryomycetaceae
Gene: BUB3
Product: Bub3p
Exons: 2
Coding region: 1-1005 (334 amino acids)
Biological process (GO): mitotic spindle assembly checkpoint signaling
Cellular component (GO): kinetochore; bub1-bub3 complex; mitotic checkpoint complex
Molecular function (GO): ubiquitin binding
Source: RefSeq, a predicted model, not a curated record